UCUCUGUAAUCCGGGCAGUGUGCUCGCUAUUUUAUCUACAUAAGAAAGAAAACAGGAGAGAGGUUUAAAUAAAAAAGAAGGAAACAGAAUCCUGAGGAAUUCCGGAGGGACGCAGGCACGGGAUUUCCUGCAGAGAGAGAGAGAGAGAAGUGAAGCGGAGGGGAAACAUUAGGUGGAUGUAAAAGUUUGGUGGAUGUUAGAGGAGAAAAUGGCUGAGCACAAAAACACAGAAAAACCCAAAGAUAAUGGCGUGGUGGAGGGAACACAACCUGACAGAAACAAUCCUGUCACCAUGGAACACAGGUUAAAUCUUGCUGCUGUUUAUGUAUCAGAUGCUCAGCAUAACAGGAACAUAAUUUUCGACACAACACCGCAGGCAGUGAGACUGUACCAGUUGUAUAAUCACUGGCUGCUGCGUGUGGGCGUCUACGUCUUCAUCAUGGUGUAUUUGGCACUUGCGCUGUUUGAGGAUCCUGCUCUCAUCCCACUGCCCCUGUGGGCAACUUCGGUGAUUGAGCUGCUCUGUCUCACAGUGUUUACGGUGCGGAUUGUACAUUUUGCUAAAAUAAUUCCUCAACGUGUUUUCAUCAGAGAUCCCAAAAACAUUUUCAUCAUUGUUAUCAUCAUGCUGUGUACGGUGGACCUGGGUGUGUAUGGGAUCCUGAAACUGUGUGGUGUCUCUGGUGUGAGAUGGUCCAGAGUGCUAAGGCCACUUUUGCUGAUCAACAUCACAGAGGGACGACAGCUCCGCAGAGCGUUCAGGAGUAUCCGUAAUGCGCUGCCUCAGAUCCUGGUGGUGUUUUGUCUCUUCAUGUUUAGUGUGUUGAUGUUUUCCCUCAUGGCUCUAAAACUGCUGGGCAAACGGAACCUUAAAACCAUAGAUGGAGCUCCGUAUUUUUCUGAUUAUCUAGAGAUUGUUUUUGAACUGUAUGUUUUAGUCACCACAGCCAACAGCCCUGAUGUCAUGAUGCCUGCGUACAACUACAGUUCGUUCUUUGCGAUUUUCUUCAUUCUGUACAUCGUCAUAAACACCUACACGUUUAUGUCUGUGUUUUUGGCUGUCGUCUACAACAACUACAAAAAGUACCUCAAGGAGGAGGUACGGCAGCUAGUGAGGGCCAAAAGGCAGAAGAUGGGUCGUGCCUUUUCUCUGUUACAGGAAGUGACCAGGGCAGAAGAGGAGCCAACUGUUACUCAAACAUGCUGGAACCAGUUAGUGUGUCUCGUUCAGCCUGACAUCAGUAACGCUCACCGCGAGCUUCUCUGGAGCGUUUCGGAUCCUGAAAGCGAAGGACGCGUUGGGAAGGUGACAUUUGUGCAGUUGGCUGAUUUGCUGAAUAUACAGGUGAUCACGCUGAAAUCACACCCACACCCAUUGCAGAACUGGAUACCCUCUCUCUACGUAUCUUCUGCCAGCAAAUGCAUCUGCAGAAUGGUCCGCCACAGGGCGUUUGUGUAUGUGUACGAUGUUAUAAUCCUGAUUAAUGCUGUAUUUAUCGGUCUGGAUGAAGAAAACCCUGCUGUGUCCACUGCUGAGUGGGUCUUCCUUACGUUAUACAUUCUGGAGAUUCUUCUCAAGCUCUAUACCUUUGAACCACGUGCCUUCUUUGCCAAACAUGAGUUCUGGAACUGGUUUGAUACAAUCAUCGUCGUCUCUGCUUUGCUGGCGACUAUCAUCAAUGCAGCUUUAAAAUCCUCUGGAGGAUACACCAGUCGUCAGAUCCUGGAUAUUGUCUUCAUCCUGAGAGUGCUGAGACUCAUCCGAGUGGUGGAUACUAUUCAGAGGUUCCGUGCAAUUAUUAACACUCUGAUAAAGAUCGGCGCACCGAUCCUGACCUUUGGUCAGCUCAUUCUGGUGGUGUAUUAUAUAUUUGCCAUGGUUGGAAUGGAGCUGUUUAAAGGAAAGGUGCAGUUUUUCGGAGCUGACUCGACCGACCCUGCGCGAGAGUACUGCGGAAACUUGCGGCUUAACGGUUCGGCCUUCGCCAGAAACAAUUACUGCAAAAACAACUUUAACGAUGUGGUGUCCUCCUUUAUCCUGCUGCUGGAGCUCACUGUUGUCAACCAGUGGCAUGUCCUGACUGGUGGCUUUACUGCCGUCACUCAUGGCUCAGCUAGAAUAUUCUUCAUCCUAUUUCACAUUGUGGUCGUCAUCAUCAUCAUCAAUAUUUUCGUGGCUUUUAUCCUGGAGGCGUUUUUUGUGGAGUACAUCCUGGAGAAGAGUGAACUGCAGACGUCGCUGGAGAAGAAAAUCGAGGAGCUUAACCUGUGUGUGGAGCAGAAUAUCGUUGAUGGUAAUCUAGUGGAUGCGAUGGAAACCCAAGACAAUGAGAUUGGUCCCAGUGAAGGAGUCAAAGCCAAGCCUACGAUAAUGUUCAAAAUCAGCUCCACAAGAUACAGGACCAUGGACGGCCUGUUACAGCGAAUGUUUGAAACCGAGAUGGACCUCAGCGCUGAUGACCUCGAGGCAGAAGAAAAAGAAAAUGAGAACUUUUCCAAUCCGUCUUUCAGCUCCUAACGAGAAAAGACAAAAUGUUUAAAAUAAGCUUUAAUUUUUCUACUCGUAUAUGAAAUGUAUGUAAAUGCAUAUUGCAUUAUUUUCUACUUGUGUAAUAUUGGAUAAGACUGACAACUUUUGGACUGUGAACAAUCAGCUUUGGUAAAUGAAACUGCUGCUGUUUGAAAAGAGGAUUUACUUUAUAGAUAAGAAUUAAAAGGAAAAACAUUUAUUCACAUAACAUUUAUACUACAAUAAAAUAAAUUUAUUACAA
Molecule: messenger RNA, 2771 nt
Organism: Trichomycterus rosablanca
Lineage: Eukaryota; Metazoa; Chordata; Actinopteri; Siluriformes; Trichomycteridae
Gene: tpcn3
Product: two pore segment channel 3
Exons: 19
Coding region: 194-2518 (774 amino acids)
Biological process (GO): transmembrane transport; monoatomic ion transport
Cellular component (GO): membrane
Molecular function (GO): monoatomic ion channel activity
Source: RefSeq, a predicted model, not a curated record